UGUAGGAGAGAUGAGAGUGUGAGCGCAGCCAGGAGAGAAGGAUGAGGAUGGGGGACUGGUGGAUCGCCACCUGGCUGCUGCUGGUGGGAGCCUGUGCAGAGGGGCUGUUGGAGGUCUCGAUGGGAAGAUUUACAGAAGUGCAACUGAAUCGCUCUACUCCCACCGAAUUCCUCCUUCAGAACAUUCCGGCAAACGUCUCCUUUAUCAUCUUCCAAGUGCACAGUCAGUAUGUGAACGUGACGCUCUCCUCCGACAAGAUCCCAAAUAGAAAUGACUCUGAGAUCAGCAGCGAUGCCGGACUUCUGAACAUUCUCCGCCUGCAGCAGACUGUAUGUACGUGGUAUGUGGAGACGGCGUACCCCAAUCCUGUGCUGGUUUCAGCUCUCACCAUCCCGUACACUGAGAGGGAUCCGAUUCCUGGAGCGUGUAACCUGGAGUUUGACUUGGACAUCGAUCCGAACAUCUAUCUGCAGUACAACUUGUAUGAAACUACAAUAGAAUUCGCCCCGGCCAAUCUGGGCCAUGCAAGGGAUGCCACGGCUGGGGAUUGUGACACUCAAAUGGGUCAGAACACCAGAUGGCGCCUGCAGUAUGAUGUCUACCAAUACUUCCUACCCGAGAACAACCUCAAUGAGUCCACCUUAAUAGCCCAUCUGCAGAGAAUGUCCACCAUAUCCCAGGUUUCCGCUAAUGGCAAGAAGCUGGCUACCCUAACAUCCAAUGACCGGACCACCAUGUCCUUCUCAUCUAUUCCUGGUCAAGGAGUCGUAUACAAUGUGAUUGUACGAGAUCCUCUCCUGUACACGUCUGCAGCCUAUGUGCCCGUUCACACGUAUGCCUGUAACUUCACAGCAACUAUGGACAACUGCCACACACUGGGGAGCGUUUUAACAAAAAUUUUCUUCACCAUCUUUGCCUUCCUGGGCCUCUUCGUCUGUUUUGUCGGGCACCGUUUUCUCAAGACAGGUUUUUUCUUUAUUGGUUUUAUCAUCUUUGGGUUCCUCAUGUUUGUUCUGCUCACCAGAGUCACACCCCUUAAUUACAGUGAUCGCCUGGCCUUGACGGCCUUCACUGGAGUUAUUGGGGGUCUACUGCUGGUGGGGUAUUGGUGGAGAUUCGGUUUCGUCUACAUCUGUAUACUUCUGGUGGGGCUGGUUUUGGGAUUUCUGGUUUCGUCAAUUGUCUUCUUCACUCCUAUAGGGGAUUUUACCACUUUCCGCAAUGACACCGUGUUCUGGCUUACCUUCACUUGUAUUGCACUGCUGGUGUCAAUGGUUCUGCUUCCUUUCCCGCGAACCCUGAAUAUUUUGUCCUGCAGCAUUGUUGGCUCCUACGCAGUUGUGCUGGCUAUAGACAGUUACCUGUACACAAGUCUCAGCUACAUUACUUUAAACAUCCUCAAGCGGGCGCUGAACAGUGAAUUCAGUACAGUGUACACCAGCGUGCCUUUCCAGACUAAUGAUUUCAUCAUUAUCGCUUUGUGGGCAGUCCUUGCGCUUAGCGGAGCAGUGACCCAGUUUUACAGAGAGCGCGAACAGCCGCUUUUCCCGCCCACCCCGUAUGUGAUUUGGAAGAGGGACAGAGAGAGACGGAUAACGAAUAUCCUGGAUCCCAUCUACCACACGCCACCACUGAAGGAACGCUUUCUGGCUAGCCUGGCUAGAUUUAGGGAUCUCUUCCGCAAGGAGCAGCCUCUGGGCGAGAGAACGCCGCUACUACUAUAGCUAGUAGGAGGUGCCUAGCUGACC
Nanorana parkeri is the source of this 1748-nucleotide messenger RNA. It is a transcript of the gene TM7SF3, whose product is annotated as transmembrane 7 superfamily member 3. NCBI's taxonomy places the organism in Eukaryota, Metazoa, Chordata, Amphibia, Anura, Dicroglossidae. The record is from RefSeq and is a predicted model, not a curated record. The coding region runs from base 42 to 1724 and encodes 560 amino acids. The transcript has 12 exons.